AUGGCGGCGAAAAAGAUCUACACCGUAUGGUCCCGAGAUAGAGAGAGGAAAACUUUAAUUUUGAUCGAUGAAAAUGACGUGGAUAUGUACAAAACCUUAAUUUUAAAGGCAUCCCAAAAGCUACAAGUUGACGGUUCAUCGUUAGCUUUGGAAUCUAACGGCACGCCAAUCGAUUCAGAAGUUCUACCGUACCUUAACCAGAUGGAUAUAUUGAUGUUAUUGGAAAAGAGUGAGACCUGGAAAUCAACCGAUUCAUUUUCUGUAGCAACAGGAAGUACGGUAACAAUCGCACAAUCGGAUAUCUCAGACUUGCUAUUGCAACCAUUUCCUGAAGGCGCCAUCUUUGAGGAGAGAGAAGUUCACCCAACUCCAACUGAAAAACCUGACUCUACACCUAUCGACAAUAUCGAUUUGACCUGCAAAGUAGAUUGCAAUUCAGAAUUUUUAUGGACUAAUUUUGAAAUCCCCUUAGAGAGACUAAAUAGUGAACAACUUGAAAACCUUGGAAAUGGUGUGAGAAAUAAACUCGAUAUUAAGUUUUUAGUCCAACUAAUUGUAAAUGACAUGAGACUAAUUAAGAAGGUCAUUCCAAUGAAAGCCUUCAAGAUUGUGGCUAAAAAACUUAUAGAUCGAUAUCCAUUGAUUUUUAGGGAUGUAGAUGAAGAUGGUGUUGUACUUGGGGAUGGAAGCCAUUCCUUAGUGAGCAAAUUAGUAGAAAGGAACAACUACUUAAACAGGCCACACAAAAGAAAAAGCACCGAAGCACAAUCUUCUCCAAUCGUUUCAAAAAAACGGGUUUUAAGCGCUAGAGCAGGCUGUGUAAAUUGGUCACCUGAGAUCGGCCACCAUGACAGUGAAAGCAUAAGCAAGUUAACUGAGAAUGCCGGAACUUCUGAUGAGCAAUUUGUGCAAUUAUUAGAAAAAACUUAUCCUCAAAUAAGAAAAGUGUUAAAUGAAGAAGAGCCACCCUUCUCUAAGCUAAUGGAAGAGUGGCCAUUGCUGUUCUCAAAAAAGGCAAUAUUUUGGCACUUCAACAAGCUAACGAACUCUGACAUCCAUUUAAUGGACCUCAUCACCAGCAAAUGCAAUAAAAUCACAUCAUUUUUAAAAACCAAGUUGAAAAAUGAUUUCGACGACACUAAUCUCGUAGAAAUUCGUACUAUCACAAAUAUUCAGUGGUCGAAGUGA
Molecule: messenger RNA, 1188 nt
Organism: Photinus pyralis (common eastern firefly)
Lineage: Eukaryota; Metazoa; Arthropoda; Insecta; Coleoptera; Lampyridae
Exons: 2
Coding region: 1-1188 (395 amino acids)
Biological process (GO): apoptotic process
Source: RefSeq, a predicted model, not a curated record